Molecule: messenger RNA, 1443 nt
Organism: Microthlaspi erraticum
Lineage: Eukaryota; Viridiplantae; Streptophyta; Magnoliopsida; Brassicales; Brassicaceae
Source: the annotation of a GenBank genome assembly
AUGAUGGAGCUUGAUCCGUUGAGCAGUCUACCAGACGAGGUCCGUUCUCACAUACUAUCGUUCCUCACCACAAAGGAAGCCGCUUCGACAUCGCUUCUCUCAAAGAGGUGGCGCAAUCUCUUCGCGCUCGUCCCCAAUCUCGACAUUGACGACUCUGUCUUCCUUCAUCCGGAAAAAGGUAAGCGGGAAAGAGACGGAAUCCUGCAGAGCUUCAUGGAAUUUGUGGAUCGAGUAUUGGCUUUACAGCGUGAUUCACCCAUUAAGAAACUCUCCCUCAAGUGUAGCACCGGUGUUUCUCCACUCCGUGUGAAUUUCUGGAUACGCAAUGUGUUGCGGCGCGGUGUCUCGGAGCUUGAUCUGACCGUCGAUUUCGGAGAUGAGUAUCGUCUGCCUCUGGAGAUGUUUGUUAGUAAGACACUCGUCAGCCUGAAACUAACAACCAAGUUUGUUCUUCGUUGGUGGCCUGGAGCUGGAGGUGAAGGCACUUGUUUACCAAUGCUGAAACGUCUUUAUGUUGAAGCCAAGAUGGUUUUCUGUGAUGAUAAGGUUGAGAGGCUUCUUCAAUCUUGCCCUGUGCUUGAGGAUAUGUACAUGCGUGACUUACUGUGGAGUAAUUUGGAUGAAAACUUGUCAAGUGCAACACUCACAAGGCUUAAACUUUGCGCCAUGGGCUCCAAGAUCUUUCAGAAUCCAAAGACCGUUUCUUUCGAUGCUCCGAAUCUGCGUCACUUAAGCUACGCUGAUUUAGUUGCCGAGGACUAUCCGUUGGUUAAUAUGAAAAACUUAUUCGAGGCUCGGAUUCUCUUGUUGUUGACUGAAGAUGAAGUCAAGCGAAUAAGAGCAGCGCCAAAUGAUGAUGAUGUUGUUCUCAGAUUUGGCAACGUGGUGAAGCUCAUGAACGGCAUACAGAGUGUUCAAGUUCUUCACUUGGAGUCUGAUACCCUCGAGGUGCUUUCUCUGUGUCGUGAAUCGAUGCCGGUGUUCAACAAAGUCAAAACGUUAUGUAUUAGCAGUGACGAGCGUCGAGGAUGGCAAGUAGUGCCAGGUCUUCUAAGGAACUGUCCGAAUUUAGAAUUUCUGCUUUUUCAUGGCCUCGUGCACCAUGUGACAGAUGGAUGCGGGGAUGCUUGUGACUGCAACUAUCGCAGGGACAAAGGCCGUUCGCUCAGAUCUUGCCCUGUUAAGUAUAUACAGAUUCAAGGGUUUAGAGGAACGAUGAAAGAGAUGCGGAUGAUAGAGCAUUUCUUGGACUAUUUUCCUUGUUUGAAGGAGAUGAGGAUCUAUGUUGAAGAGAAUGGCCCUACACCGCUUAGAGACGAUUUUGAAGCCUCUGAACUUGUCGUGGAGAUGAUUGAAGACUACAAGGACAUGUAUGAUUGCAAAGUCAAGCUCCUCAUGACUGAUUACUUGGUUAACAAGUGGACUUCAGAACUAGGUCUCUGA